This is a messenger RNA of Ichthyophthirius multifiliis, 444 nucleotides long. Its product is annotated as kazal-type serine protease inhibitor domain protein. NCBI's taxonomy places the organism in Eukaryota, Ciliophora, Oligohymenophorea, Hymenostomatida. Gene Ontology annotation, molecular function: protein binding. The transcript has a single exon. The record is from RefSeq and is a predicted model, not a curated record.
AUGUAAAAAAUAUUAAUUCUAUUCUUUAUCCUUUUGGCAUAAUCUUUCGCUUUUUAUUAAGAUAAUUAACCAUAUAGAUGCACAGAAUAAUAAAGGGCUAAAAAUUUUAGAUGCACAAGAGAAGCCCAUCCUGUAUGCGGAAUAUAAUAAGGAUCUUAGCCUUAUGAAUAAAUAAAAGUUGAUCAAUCAAAUGUAUGCAUGGCCUGUUCUGAAUUAGCUAAUAUUUUCCUUUUUAUAGGGCCAUGUAAUAGAAUUCCUUCCGGUGCUCAAGUUUGUGACCCUGAUUAUAAAGGACUUAAAAAUUGCCCUACUAAUAAGUAAUAGGUCUGUGGUUAUCGUAGUAACGGUAUUGGUUGGCAUACUUUUCUUAAUGAAUGCAAGGCAUGUUCUAAAUCUGAUGUGGUUUUUUUUAAAUAAGGUAAAUGUCCAGUUAAUACUUUUUGA